Molecule: messenger RNA, 648 nt
Organism: Metarhizium robertsii ARSEF 23
Lineage: Eukaryota; Fungi; Ascomycota; Sordariomycetes; Hypocreales; Clavicipitaceae
Exons: 2
Coding region: 1-648 (215 amino acids)
Biological process (GO): nucleolar large rRNA transcription by RNA polymerase I
Cellular component (GO): RNA polymerase I upstream activating factor complex
Molecular function (GO): RNA polymerase I cis-regulatory region sequence-specific DNA binding
Source: RefSeq, a predicted model, not a curated record
AUGGACACCUAUGCAGAGGACAAAGAGCACCCCUCAAUUACAGCCGAAGAAGAUAAUGCUCAAGAUUCCGGCGUCUCUGACGCGAGAAAGCCGAUCUUGCCUCGCCGCCGCUUGGCAACCCUCUACGACGCCGUUGCAGCCCCCCAUGAAGUACUUUUCCGGCGCAAAGACGCGCCGGAGCGGUACGCUGAGCACGAUGUGUACAAUGCGCACGAGAGAGAUCUGCCUCGUGGCGGGAGGGACAUUCUCCCCCACAGCGAUCUUCUCAAGUCGGUCCACGCGUACUCUAGCAAGUUCUACGGGGCCAUGGAACGAAGGAGGAACGAGAUGAAUCGGGAAACAGAAGUCGGCGGCGGCGCUACUGGUGGACGUAGCGUCGACGAACGGAGCAUGGACGAGACCGCUCUGCUCGCCUUUGGGAUCCUGCUCGAAGAAGCCAGCAGGGAGGUCCUUGGCCAACGGGGUGAUUUGGUAUUUACAGAGGGUGUUGUUGGGGCAGACGGUUCAAGCGGAGAUGAAGUGGCGCAGCGUACAGAGUCUACGGUUGGUUACCGAGUCGUCGAGUCGUCGUUGAGAACGGCAACUAACAGCUCUGUCACCGAAAGGAGAUUGGCAAAGAGGAGGAGAUUGGCAGACUCCAACGAUUGA